This is a messenger RNA of Acaulospora morrowiae, 1515 nucleotides long. Lineage: Eukaryota; Fungi; Glomeromycota; Glomeromycetes; Diversisporales; Acaulosporaceae. The record is from the annotation of a GenBank genome assembly.
CGUGAUAAUUUUGUCUUUAUUAGCAGUAACACAAAGUCGUCUUCAAUGUCGGGAAUAUACAAUCAUAGGCAGAUUACACCAGGAGGAGCAGGAGGGUCGAACCGUUUCAACGAGCUCUUGGAAGCUUUGAAGCAAGAAUAUGACAGUCUCCAACAGGAAGCCAUGGCUUAUAAAAUGCAACGUGAAGAAUUCGAACAUAAAGAAAUUCAUACGAUGUCGAAAUACAAUCGUGUACUACGUAAUAUGGUGUUGUUGGCCGGUGUCAUUGUACUUCGGUUAUCGAUGCUCUGCAAUUUUAUCACGCGUCAACUCAAUCUACAGCAACAGACCGACGAAGUCAGCAUGAUCCGUCAGGGUUUAUACGAAUUGCAGAACACCCAAAAAAACAUAAAACAACAAUAUGAUGCGGAGAUACGUAAUCUUCAACGUGAAAUCGAACAACAAAGGUUACAUGCUCAUCCUUCUUCCAGCACUCACCCUCAGCCGCCACCCUCGCACCCCCCGCCGCAGCCUCCUCCACCAGCCAUUGGUCAAGGUCAAAGUAAUCUUUUCGGCACUAUCAUCAGUGGCAAUGGCCCUCAAAGCCUUGUCGCACCUCCUCAGAUGUUGGAUCCUGCGCAGUCUGCGAACCAACAGGGACAUCCAUAUCCCGGUCCGGGGGGUCCCCCUCAAAGUGUUCCACAAUCUGGCGGUAGCACUGCUCCAUCUCCAUAUCUUAAUGGUGGUGGUCCACCGGGUCAAUCACACACAACAAAGAGGCCACGCAUAGGCAUAGAUGAUGGCUUGCCACAAGGUCCGCAAGCUCCUAUUGGAAUUCCUCCAAAUACGCAGCAAUCUCCAGCCGGACUGUACGGCAGCAACGUUGUUCCUCCUCCUCAACCUGGUCAACAAGGACCUCCCUUGAAUCCGGGAUAUGCUCCGUCUGUUGGUCAAAGUAAUAAACCCGUUAAUAAAACAAAGUUACAAUAUUAUGGCUUACAGCCCGGAAAUUUGAUAUCACAGAUUGGAGGCCCUGAUGGACCACAGAGUUCUGGAGUUCCUACCAACGGUAAUGCUCCAUUACCAGGUCUACCUCCCAAACGGAAAAAUAAUCAAAACAUGAACACUCAAUUAGCUGGUUCUCGCCUCCCUUUAAAGCAAAGUACAAUUAGUGGUGCCGGAAACUCCGGCCUAAGUGACAUGGAUCCAGAAAGUGUACCACCCCAACUUAAGAAAGAAGGAACCGAUUGGUUCGCGAUUUUCAACCCUAAAGUACAACGAACACUCGACGUAGAAUUGCUUCAUACAUUGGAGCAUAACAGUGUCGUAUGCUGCGUCAAAUUUAGUGCGGACGGAAAGCAACUUGCCACCGGCUGUAACCGAAGUGCCCAGAUCUACGAUGUUUCAAAUGCUCAAAAAAUAUGUGUUUUGGAUGACACCAACGUGGAUAAAACUGGAGACUUGUACAUUAGAAGUGUUUGUUUUAGUCCGGAUGGUCUAUGUUUAGCAACAGGCGCUGAGGAUAAACAGAUUAGG